AUGGGACCAUUCCCAUCUUCUAAUGGGCACCAGUAUAUUUUAGUGGCUGUGGAAUAUGUUUCAAAAUGGGUCGAGGCCAUUGCAGCACCAACUAAUCAAGGAUCAGUGGUCCUGAAGUUCCUCCAGAGGGUUAUAUUUCCACGUUUUGGAAUACCGCGUGUUAUUCUUAGUGAUGGGGGGAAGCAUUUUAUUAAUAAACCAUUUGCUAACCUACUGGCAAAAUACGGGAUUAAUCAUCGCGUGGCUACACCAUACCACCCACAGACAUCUGGUCAAGUUGAAGUUUCAAACAGAGAAAUAAAGCGUAUUUUGGAGAAACAGACAGCUUAUAAAACUCCUAUUGGGAUGUCACCAUUCCGACUUGUUUAUGGGAAAGCCUGUCAUCUACCUAUGGAGCUGGAGCAUAAAGCUUACUGGGCCAUUAAAGAGUUAAAUUUUGCAUAUGACUCAGCUGGGGAAAAGCGGAAAUUGCAGUUAAAUGAGCUAGAGGAAAUUCGUCAAGGUGCUUAUGAUAGUUCUCGCAUCUACAAGGAAAGAACUAAGGCAUUUCAUGACAGUCAAAUUUUACGAAAGGAAUUUCAGCCAGGGCAAAAGGUUCUGUUAUUUAGUUCAAGGCUCAAGUUGUUUCCAGGGAAAUUAAAAUCUCGCUGGACUGGACCCUACCUAGUGACUCAAGUUUUUCCUCAUGGAGCAGUUCAAAUCACUAAUGAAGAUAAAGGCAACACGUUCAAGGUGAAUGGUCAUAGGCUGAAACCCUACGUGGAGACACCCUUUGACAUUGCAGCCGAGUCUUUGACUCUGAAGGAACCAGUGAUUUGA
Messenger RNA from Prunus persica (peach), 819 nucleotides. RefSeq lists its product as uncharacterized. NCBI's taxonomy places the organism in Eukaryota, Viridiplantae, Streptophyta, Magnoliopsida, Rosales, Rosaceae. Gene Ontology annotation, biological process: DNA integration. The record is from RefSeq and is a predicted model, not a curated record. Bases 1 to 819 code for a protein of 272 amino acids. Gene Ontology annotation, molecular function: nucleic acid binding. The transcript has 2 exons.